This is a messenger RNA of Dryobates pubescens (Downy woodpecker), 3838 nucleotides long. RefSeq names its product SRSF protein kinase 1 (gene SRPK1). Lineage: Eukaryota; Metazoa; Chordata; Aves; Piciformes; Picidae. Gene Ontology annotation, molecular function: ATP binding; protein kinase activity. The transcript has 15 exons. The record is from RefSeq and is a predicted model, not a curated record. The coding region runs from base 753 to 2723 and encodes 656 amino acids. Gene Ontology annotation, biological process: protein phosphorylation; spliceosomal complex assembly; regulation of mRNA processing.
GCCCUCCCUGGCAGAGAAAAAUCUCCAGUGGUUCUUUGUUCUGUCACGUUGUUGCUGACUUGUUUCCCUAUCACUUACAUAAACCAGCAGGAUAAACAGGCACAGGAAAUGACUGGUAAUUCUUCUGCAUCAUCAGAGCCUGAUGUUAAGUGCCUGCUGCUGGGGAAAAUGCUCAGUUCACCUUCUUAAAGAAGAUUUUACUCCUCCUCCUGCAUUUUUUGGUUACUUGUAGGCAUAAAGGCAAAAUUUUUCUUGUCACUCUGGAUGGGGAGGUUUGGAAUUACUUCAGAAAACUCUUCCUUUGAACACCCUGUGCUAGUGUUCUGGUAUCAAAAGGCUUGGACUGUAGGCAAUUACCAUCAGCCUUGUCUUCACCUGAGCUUUGAAUCCAGUGGAGUAUUGAAUAGGCAAAUAAAACCGGCUGGUUCAGGAAGAUGGAACAAAGUAUCUGACUGAAUUCCUAAUUUCAUUAGAGGGAAGAUUGAGACAGGUAAACAUCAAGAGGAGGAGAUGAAUCUCGUUAUGCUCAGCCCCCUAACCUGAGUGGAUUUGCAGGAGGAUGUGCUGAGAGCAGCCCCAGCCUUGCUGCAAGGCCCUGUACCUGCAAUGCAGUGCAGUGCAGCUGGGUGGUGGAGGCAAAGCCCUCUUCUCCCUCACCCUCUCACAAAGCUGUGCUGCGUUCCAGAAGAACCAGCCCCUCCACUGCCACCCAUGUCCCCCCACUUCCCCCCCACUCUGGCACCUGGAUUUUAAUGGCUCUUUCGAAAACUGCUGGGCUGUCCUCGCUGAUAUCCUUACCCAUGGGCGGCCGUGCUUCCUGCAGUGUGUUCUCUUCCAGACCCGACACUCAGCACCGGGGCCCUGCUGCUCAGACAGAGAAUGAGCUCCCAGAGCAAGAGGAGGAGAUCCUGGGGUCCGAUGACGACGAACAGGAGGAUCCAAACGAUUACUGUAAAGGUGGUUAUCAUCUUGUGAAAAUAGGAGACCUCUUCAACGGCCGCUACCAUGUGAUUCGGAAGCUGGGAUGGGGACACUUCUCCACUGUGUGGCUGGCUUGGGACAUCCAAGGGAGGAGAUUUGUGGCAAUGAAGGUGGUGAAGAGUGCAGAGCAUUACACAGAAACAGCACUGGAUGAGAUCAAGCUGCUAAAAUCGGUCCGCAACAGUGAUCCAAAUGAUCCCAGUAAAGAGAGAGUUGUGCAGUUAUUAGAUGACUUCAAGAUUUCAGGAGUUAAUGGUUCACAUAUCUGUAUGGUGUUUGAAGUUCUAGGACAUCAUCUCCUGAAGUGGAUCAUCAAAUCAAAUUAUCAGGGGCUUCCACUCCCUUGUGUCAAAAAGAUCAUCAAACAGGUUCUCCAGGGUCUUGACUACUUGCACACCAAGUGUCGGAUCAUCCAUACAGACAUCAAGCCUGAGAACAUUCUGCUGUGUGUCAACGAUCAGUACAUCCGCAGGCUGGCUGCAGAAGCCACAGAGUGGCAGAGAUCUGGAGCUCCUCCACCAUCUGGCUCUGCAGUGAGCACUGCACCACAGCCUAAACCAGCUGACAAAAUGUCAAAGAAUAAGAAGAAGAAGUUGAAAAAGAAGCAGAAACGACAGGCUGAGUUGUUAGAGAAGAGAAUGCAAGAGAUAGAGGAGAUGGAGAAAGAAGCAAGUCCUGGGCAGACACAGCCUGAAGAGGAAGAAGAAGCUCAGAGCCCUCUGGAAAUGCUCAUAAAAGUUAGCCCACCAGAGGAAAAUGUCAGCAAGAAGACAGCCGAGGUCGCUGCCCAGGAGCAGUCGAUGAUGGAAAGCAGCGUGGAGAAAUGCGCAACGGAAAUCAACUGCAACGGAGUGCUAGCGACGACAGACUUCCCAGACCCCAGCAACCAAGGCUCUGUGCGGCUGGAGGAUGACCUUCACAACGCCAAUGACUGUGGUGAGCACCCUGCCACGCAGCAGCAGGAGAACUUCCACAGCUGUAACUACAGCCAGCGUAACGGCGAGGCGGAGGGCAGGCCUCAGGAGGCAAUGUCGGACUCCUUCGUGCCCUUAGCCUCAGAAGACUCCAUGGUGUGCCAGCCCACGUCCAAUGAGGAGCAGGAGAUGAACCAUUUGCAGGAGAGCAUCCGGACAGAGACCCCCUCAGAGGACGAGAAUGAGAAUAACAGCCCUGCAGACAACAAAGGAAAAUCAACUGCUGGGAAUUUCCUUCUUAAUCCUCUUGAGCCCAAGAAUGCAGAUAAGCUCAAAGUGAAGAUAGCUGACCUAGGAAAUGCCUGCUGGGUGCACAAGCACUUCACUGAAGACAUCCAGACCAGGCAGUACAGAUCUUUGGAGGUGUUGAUAGGGUCAGGGUACAACACUCCUGCUGACAUCUGGAGCACAGCCUGUAUGGCCUUUGAGCUAGCAACAGGAGACUACCUGUUCGAGCCUCACUCUGGGGAGGAUUACUCACGGGAUGAAGAUCACAUUGCAUUGAUCAUAGAACUUCUGGGGAAGAUACCUCGCAAGCUCAUUCUGGCAGGAAAAUAUUCCAAGGAGUUUUUCACCAAAAAAGGUGAUCUGAAGCACAUCACCAAACUGAAACCUUGGGGCCUUUUUGAAGUCUUGGUGGAAAAAUACGAGUGGUCCCAAGAGGAGGCAGCUGCAUUCACAGACUUCUUAUUACCUAUGCUGGAGCUGAUCCCAGAGAAACGAGCUACAGCAGCAGAGUGUCUCAGGCACCCCUGGCUCAACUCCUAGAGGCUUCGCCCCAGCACCACCGCAGCACUACUCUGGUUUACAGCAUAGCCUCCAUGCACCCAGCUGCCCCUCCCCACAUCCAUUCCUCCCUUGUUCAUUUUCAGUGUGAAGUUCUUCCUCCAAGGCUUCCAAGGUUUUUAGAUAAAUCUAACCUGUUCUGCUGAGAUGGCUUGUGUGACUCCAUGGGGACUCUCCUCAGCCGGUGGGCGUCAUCUGUGUUUUGCCUUGAUGGGGCUUCUCCAAAGACUAACUGCCUAGGACAUGAUGUUAUCCCCGAGUUUCCUCACUGUUCUGCUCCUUGUAAUCCAGGUGGGAGCUCACCUGGGCUCAGAUAAGCUCCCAUAGCUCAAUUUCAUCUCCACAAGGGGGAUCUGAAGAUCCAAACACCUCUUUAUCUCACUGACUCAGGAGCCAAUUUCCUGCUGUUGUUCCAAUAGCUAGAAUGAGGUGAGAAUAACAGAUGGCACCAAGGUGGUGUUAGUUCCCUGUAGAGCAAUGACCUCCAAUCCUCCAUCAUUUCCUAGGUGUCUACUGUAUCCUUUGCUUUCCAGUCACAUAACUUCUCUUUAGAUCUAGCUGCUUGAAUCCUUUGAGAAGAGCUAUUGAAACCUAGGGUUUAGUAUCCUUUCUUUCUCCCUCCAAAGUGUCCUGCCCCUUUUCCCUUCCCUGUGCCCAGAUAGCCAGAAUAGCUUCUGAACUUGGUGACCUUUUCUACUUCAAUGCCUGUGCCUGGAAGGGGACAAGCAACACAAGCAAAAGGUGGCACUGAUUCCACACACACCCUGCAGUGCAGAGGGAGUGCACCCUGUGGCUGCAGAGAGGUGGCCUUAUUGCAGGCAACUCUUAACCUGUUAGGGAGCUCUGAGCUUUUUGGUUUAUCCCUUACUGGCACUUUUUUUUGCCUUGCUUGAGGCAGUUGCUGUAUGAGUGAAAGCUUGGCUUUUACUGAUGCAGUCUACUGUGGCUUUUAACUUUGGAUCCCUUGCUUUCUCCCAAGGAAAGGGUGGCAGCCUCUCUGUCACCACCACGCUAGAGCCCUUGGCUUUCAAAAGCAGCAUUUGAAGGCCCAGUGUAAAGAUUUCUUUUCCUUUUAACUUGCUUCAGGUGCUGGCCUU